UCAGUUUGCCCGUCCCUUUUCCAGUAUGAGGCAGUGGUAUUAUUACCACUACAGAUUUGGUGACAUUUCCAGACAACACAGAGAGGACAGGCAUACACAUUAACAGUACAGACCUCUCACUGACUUUGGAUUCUCACAGGAGUUGCAGUCAUGGUGCUUACUUGUUUCCUCUUUCUGCUCUUCCUCACAGGUAAGCUUGGAAAAUAUGGGGUUUUCCCUGAGCGUAACUGCAGUUAUCAGGAUGUUUUAAACCACCUGAAUCUGACCAAAAACAAUGAGCUGUACUCCAUGACUCGGCCUGUUAAAAACUACAAAUGCCCCACACAUGUAUACCUGGAAGUACUGCUCUAUGCUAUUCUAGAUGUGGUUGAGAAAGACCAGAAAUUCAUUCCUUAUGUUUGGACUGUUGUGAGGUGGCACAAUGAAUACAUUUCCUGGGAUCCAAAACAGUUUUGUGGAAUUGAUAAUGUUUCCCUUCCUACGGAGGUUUUGUGGAAGCCGGAUCUCACUAUUGAAGAAAUGACAGAGACGGACAAAGCCCCGCCGAGUCCGUAUCUCACAAUCAAUGAUAAAGGUGACGUCGAAGUACAGAACGACCAGGUGCUGGUCAGCACAUGCAGGAUGCACAUUUACAAGUUCCCCUUCGACAUACAGUACUGCAACCUGUCCUUCAAGUCUGUCAUACAUACUGCCAAGGACAUUCGGCUCCAGGCAAGUGACAACUCUUUAGAGGCCACAGAGGUGUCUCGUGAGGUGAUGCGGACCCAGUAUGAAUGGCUGUUCCUCAACAUGACAGUUAUCACCAACCAUGCCAGUGAUUUGGUUGGCCAAGACAUCAUCAUUUACACUAUCACCAUGAAGAGGCGGUCUUUGCUCUAUGUUGUCAACUUCGUGCUGCCAGUUCUGUUCUUCUUGUGUCUGGACUUGGCCUCCUUCCUGAUCUCAGACAGAGGGGGCGAGAAGCUCAGCUUCAAGGUCACUGUGCUGCUUGCUGUCACUGUGUUACAACUUAUUCUGAAUGAAAUUCUGCCUUCUUCAUCAGACAAGAUUCCACUUAUAGCGGUCUACUGUAUUGGGAUUUUUGGUUUGAUGAUGCUCAGCCUCCUGGAGACAAUUUUGGUAAUGAAUCUGAAGGAGAAAGACUCUGAAUCCCAAGAUAAGAAGGCAGACAGAGAACAAAGCCUGAGUGAGGACUGUAACAAACACAGCAACUGGAGAGAGGGGCACAAAUGGACUCACUGUGCGUGUAUCUCUGAUGUGUCUACUGAUGAAACUCCAUCUGAACUGCUACCAGUAGCCAAGGAGAGCAACAGCCCCAAAUCAACGGAGGGGUGCCAUGCCUUGGAGAGGCUUUCAGAUGAGCUGAGAGGGAUGGAGAAAACACUGACCCUGCUCCUCAGUGACACGAAGGAAGAGGAGAAGGCUGGCUAUUGGACCAGAGUGGCUAAAAGAGUCAACAUAGUUUUCUUUAUUUUCUAUGUAAUAGUGGUCAGUCUGUUUUUAACUUUUGUCUUUUUAAAAUGGAACAAUGCAUAGAGAUGAUCAGUGCUACAUAAUGAAAACAUGAUUAACUUUUACUUUUGCUAUGACUAGCUAUACCCAGAGCUAAUUAUCAUUAUUAUCAU
This is a messenger RNA of Micropterus salmoides (largemouth bass), 1625 nucleotides long. RefSeq names its product 5-hydroxytryptamine receptor 3A-like. Gene Ontology annotation, biological process: signal transduction; nervous system process; chemical synaptic transmission. The coding region runs from base 151 to 1536 and encodes 461 amino acids. Gene Ontology annotation, molecular function: neurotransmitter receptor activity; transmembrane signaling receptor activity; extracellular ligand-gated monoatomic ion channel activity. NCBI's taxonomy places the organism in Eukaryota, Metazoa, Chordata, Actinopteri, Centrarchiformes, Centrarchidae. Gene Ontology annotation, cellular component: synapse; membrane; neuron projection. The record is from RefSeq and is a predicted model, not a curated record. The transcript is spliced from 10 exons.